Molecule: messenger RNA, 2622 nt
Organism: Diaporthe amygdali
Lineage: Eukaryota; Fungi; Ascomycota; Sordariomycetes; Diaporthales; Diaporthaceae
Exons: 1
Coding region: 1-2622 (873 amino acids)
Source: RefSeq, a predicted model, not a curated record
AUGUCGACUUUCAACAACAUGCCACAGAACUUUCCCUUCUUAAAGCUCUUUUCUUCUGACGCCAAAGAUGACAGCCAUCUUCAGAAGAUUAGAGACAGGAUCUACUCUCUCACUUGGUCGCGUGAACGUCGCGAUCCGGCAAAACUGGACUGGAUCGUCUCUGAGAACGGAUUCAAACGCAACACGCAACUGAGAUUGAUCGAAGAAGCCCCGCAUGGGUUGAACAAUGAUUCAACUGAUGGGCUACCCUGCUGGCUGCUCUUGGUCAACAAGCAGAUCUCUACCGAUUUCAUUCGUUUCAUCUAUUCGGUCAAUGACCUCGACAUUCUCGUGGAUCUGAAGGCCGUCCACACCAACCAGAACGAGGCCAAACUUGACAAAAUCGUCAGUUACCUACAAAAAGCCAGCCUCCAAUGCUACACCAGAUCAGCUCGCAUCCGUAUCCAUUUUCCAGACAAGUAUCCCUUCCAGAAUUUGCCUGCGUUCAAUCAGCACGCGCUCGACAACAUUGCCGGGACUUUAGAUGAAUUCAAACAGCUCACACACUUUUCUAUUCGCAUUGUUCCCAUGCAAGGUCCCGAAGUCUAUGAGUUGCGUCUUGCAACCUUCCCGUUCUACCCCAUGUCCAUGACCAACUGGUCUAUUCGCAUGCUCAACUCUACAACCUACAACUGGGAUAUUGUGGCAGGAGAGCAGGUCCACCAGCUCAAUUUAGCUUGGGACCUGUACCAGGAAACAGGAUCACUGACUGCGACCGUCCAUGCAGCGGACGAUGCGCAGAAGUCAACUGUCCAUGGCGACCAAGCUCUCACAGCUGAGGAGGCUGAUGGUGUCUCUAACAAGACGAUGGUCGUCCAGAAAAAGAACGAUAGCCAAAAGAGAAAAGACCGCAAAUUGAAGGCUCUCUCCACUGCUACAGCUCUGGCUGUCAGCAGCGCCGCCUCUAAGGCCCCUUCUAUGUCGGUGCGGCCAAAUUCAACUCUUCCUGUUCCUGAAAAGGAUGGCCGCGCCGUCUCACCACCAGACCAGGCCUUGGUCCCCGGAGAAGACUCAUCUCUCACCGGUGCUGUCGUGUCUAAACAGACAGCUGGGGACAUGGCCGACUCUGAGCCAUCUUCUCAAACCACCCAAAUCGCAGCUGGGUCUACUCAACCGCCUACGCCUCCUCCCGACCCAACUGAAUUGAGGCAGACAUGUGGCUUGAUGAACACCUCUGCUGCUGGACUCAAUGAUGGGGUAAUGGAGAACGAAGACAACGCGAAGAAACGCUCCAGGGUCGCAGAUCCUUCAGAGUUCUCACCAAAGGAGUCUGUCCAGCGAGACAAGCCACAGAUGACGUCCCCCAUUAGCUCAGCCCCAAGCUCUGUUACGCUGGGCAGGGACCAAACCGACGAAGAAGGCGUGAUUCAUGCCACGCUCGAGGAAACGCCACGUGAAUCAACCGCCAUCGCCGAAGGUGCAGAGGCGGGCGAGCAGCCAGGGCAGAAGAAGAAGAAGCGAAGAAACCGAAAGAAGGCGAAGAAGCCCAAAGCAGCCAAUACUGCGGACAACCUGUCAGAUGGUGACGAUGCCCAGCGGACAGCGGCUGAGGUGGAGAACGACGAGGCAUUCCUUGCUGAGGCCAUCGGCGCGCCAGAGAUUAUUCCGCUGGGAAACGGAUGGGAUGGUCUCAUCGUCGACAACACUCGGGAUUUCCCCCUGGCAGAGAUCGUCGAAAUGAAACCUGUAGAAGGGCAAGAUAGAUUCUUGAGUUACACAAGGGCGAAUGGACGUCGAGGCAUAAUAAGCAGAAGCGCUGAACUCGACAGACUUCUGCGACAGAAAGAGAGAAUGGCGGCGCACGAGACCGAGAGGCAAGCUGAGAGAACGAGGACCAAGGAAAAGAGACAACUCAAAAAGAUGAAAAAGAAUCUGAUACGUCGCAAGGAACCUUCCGAUAGUCUCCGCCGAAGUGUUGAAGAUAUAAAACAGCUGGUCAGCGGCAAACAGGGCAGUGGCCCCAAGAAACAAUUGGGUGAUAUUGCAAGACAAGUCCUCGAACAAGACGUUCCCGUGACUCGGGACAACAGUUCUGAGGACUUUGAUUCCAGCGAUGAGGAUGCAUCUUCGCAGGAAGAUGCGGGGUCCUCUUCCGUGCAAGCCCAUCACCCCCAGCGCAAGUCCCCAAUCCACCUUGGACACGUUGAAACUAACGACUCUCACCAACGCCGCCAGCCCUCCAGCUCCAAUCUCGCUGCUAAACUUGAAAACAUCAGGUCAAAGCCACUAAUAUUGCUCUACAACAAGGAUGACACAAGUGAGGAUGGCUUGGAACCGGGACAUCCUGGAAGCAGCCAAGCUGACCAGUCAGGCUUAACUAAUGCACAAAAUCUUGGCCAGCACACGAUGGCCACGAUUGAAGUUGGUUCUGAGAGCGGCAGUACUCAGGACUCAAGCCAGACUGUAGGAACCAAUAUCGCCUCUGUGGAACGGAAGCAACAUCAAGAUGGUCAGGUGGAAGAACGUCCUUUGAUCGGAGAGCUUGACGACUCAGACGACGCGGAUGACUGCAGAUCUAUCGCGCCCCAGUACGGUGAUGAGCAUCCUCUGUUGACUCCGGAUGACGAUAGCUCUGCCGAGUGA